UCCUCCCCUCCGGCCAUGGCGGCCAACGUCAUGCUGGCGAUCCACGAGAAGAAGGCCACGCCCGUCGACCUCUACCGCCCGCUGCGCCAGUACAUCGCCGCCGCCUACUCGGACCGCGACGCCGCCGCGGCCGACGACGACCUCUGCGCCGUGCGCGACCUCCGCGCCGCCGCCGUCGAGGCGCCCGCCCUCCCGGACCCGUCCUCCCUCGACCAGCGCCGCGCCGCGCUCCUCGCCUACGCGCGCGCGCUCGCCCUCGUCGAGCCCCGCUUCCCCGUCUCCCCCGACCGCGCGCACGUCCACUCCCUCUCCUUCACCUGGCACGACGCCUUCAAGACCGGCAAGAAGGUCAGCCUGCCCUCCCUCCACCUCGAGCGGGCCGCCGUGCUCUUCAACCUCGGCGCCGUCUACUCGCAGAUCGCGCUCGCCGCGGAUCGCGUCACCGACGUCGGCAUCAGGACCGCGUGCGGCGCCUUCCAGAGCGCCGCGGGCGCGUUCGCGCUGCUCAGGGAGAGCGGGCUCGCCGCCAAGGCCGUCGCCGCCGGGGCCACCACCGUCGAUGUCACGCCCGACUGCGCCGGGAUGCUCGAGAAGCUCAUGCUCGCGCAGGCGCAGGAGUGCUUCUUCGAGAAGGUCAUAGCUGGUGGCAAGCCGCACGCGCUUUGCUCCAAGGUCGCACGCCAGGUGGGUGUAUACUACGAAGAAGCUUACGCGGCUCUCUGUGCGCCUCCUCUUAGCCAGCACUUCGACAAGACAUGGGUUUCUCAUGUCCAGCUCAAGGCAGCUCAAUUCUAUGCUGAUGCUUGCUAUAGGUGUUCGUUGGAUCUUCAUGAGAAAGAAGAAAUCGCGCAGGAAAUCGCGCGCCUAAAGAUAGGAAUGAGCGCCCUGGCUGAUGCCAAGAAGGCAGCUAAGGGAGUUGCAGCGCAACUUCUGGAUGCGGUCAAUAAGCUGGAGAGUAACAUGAAAACCAACUUGGAUAGGGCCAUCAAGGAGAACAAUAGUGUUUAUCUGAUGCGGGUUCCAGAUGCUGCUACUUUGGGCGCUCUGCCUGCAGCUUCUCUUGUAAAAUCUUCUUCUCUGGCUGAAGUUCUAGAUGCUAGCAAGGAGAGGCUUUUUUCAUCACUUGUGCCUGAUGGCAGCAUGAAGGCCCUUUCUAAGUACACAGAGAUGGUGGAUGACAUCAUCCGGACCCAGGCGGAGAAACUUCAGCAAUCUAGUGAGAUCACGAGAGUCAGGCUCAAGGAGAUGGACCUGCCUGAUUCUAUUCUAUCAUUGGAAGGUAAUAUCAGCAUACCUGUAGAUCUCAAGGAAGAUGUUGAGGCUGUGCAGAUAAGCGGUGGCCCUGCUGGCCUGGAAGCUGAGUUGCAGCAGCUUAGGGAUUUGAGUAGGGUCAAUCAGGACUUGCUUGUUCAAACUGAGGAGAUGCUGCAGAAGGAGGCAAGCGAAGAUUCUCAAUUUCGGACUCAAUUUGGAAGUCGUUGGACUAGGCCUCAAUCAAGCACCCUUACCAAAAACAUUCAAGACCGCUUAAAUCUCUUCGCUGCUAAUCUCAAGAAAGCUGCUGGUAGUGAUGCUUUGAUCGAACGAGGUGUGAAGGAGAACUACCCCUUGAUGUCUAUUCUUGACAAAAGACCGAUAGAGUCUGCACUACCAAGUAUUUCAAGGCCUAUCAUGUCCUUGGAUGGGAACGAAGAUGCUAUUGUUGGGGCCCUUAAACAAAGCUUGAGGCAAUUGCAAUCUCUUGGUGAAGAAAGGGCAGGUCUUGAAGACAUGCUUAAGGAAAUGAAGAGAAAGGAUGAUAUACUCCCUAAGUUAAUGGCUGGUGUUGGAUCACAUGAUGAUCUUUUCAAGAAGGAGAUUUCAAAGUACGAUCCGAUCUGUGCUGAAAUUGCUGAUAACAUUGUGGCGCAGGAACAAUUAUUGCUACAAAUACAGGCACAAAAUGAACAAUUUGCUGCUGUAUUCAAUCUGGAUGACUUCAAAGUUGCUCGUGAGAGAUGUUACAAGCAAAUUGCUGCAGCUGUUGUUAAAUACCAGGAAACCAAGAAGAACAUUAACGAUGGCCUAAAUUUUUACGUGACUUUGCAGGACGCAAUUGGCAGGAUACAACAGCAAUGCAGUGACUUCAUAAUGACGCGAAACAUCCAGUGCCGUGAAAUGAUAGAGGAUGUGCAAAGAAAGUUGGCAGGUUUCAACUUGUCAUCUUCCAGCAACGUCUCGCAGAGGAAUUCUUCUGUUCCACCAGAUCAGCAGAGCCCAUCACCACCACCACAUGCUCCUCAUGCUCAGCCUGGGGGUGAUUCAAGGCCAGGUUACUCCCAACCAGGAACUAGACCUCCAUACUCACAGCCAUACCCUACUUAUGGCGCGCCACCGCAACAACCUCAAUACGGCGCGCCACCGCAACAACCUCAAUACGGCGCGCCACCGCAACAACCUCAAUACAGCGCGCCACCGCAACAACCUCCAUAUGGUGCAGCACAUCCUGGUCAGUACCAGCAGCCGCCGCAUCAGCCACCUCCUGGCCAUGACUAUGGCCAACCGGCGUAUCCUGGAUGGCGUGGGCCGUACUACAAUGGGCAGCAGCCACAGUCGCAGCAACCAGGGCCAUAUCCACAAGCGCCGUACAAUGCCCCAGGGGCUUACCCUCCUCAGCACCAGAGUAACUACUACAGGCCUCAGUAAGAGACCAUCUUGUUCUGCAGCGGCCAUUUGGUUUUUUUUUCUUUUCUUGUGGUGGAUCAUGUCCUUGUGGAUUGCAUUAUUGUAUAUACUUUUGGGGAGUAAUGCCGAUGGUGCACAGGUUGGUUAGACACUACCCUGUAUGAUUUGUAUGUGUAAUAAUGAAUUGGCAUGUCAUUACUAGGCUUCAACAUUGGAUGUAUGGAGGAACGAUUCCUUUUCAAGAAGGUAUCAAGUGGGAUCCCACAUAAGUUUCAUUUGUA
Lolium rigidum is the source of this 2945-nucleotide messenger RNA. Its product is annotated as vacuolar-sorting protein BRO1-like. Gene Ontology annotation, biological process: protein transport to vacuole involved in ubiquitin-dependent protein catabolic process via the multivesicular body sorting pathway. The record is from RefSeq and is a predicted model, not a curated record. Gene Ontology annotation, cellular component: endosome. Bases 16 to 2685 code for a protein of 889 amino acids. Gene Ontology annotation, molecular function: protein binding. Lineage: Eukaryota; Viridiplantae; Streptophyta; Magnoliopsida; Poales; Poaceae. The transcript is spliced from 8 exons.